CCCACCUUCUGACUUCUUUGAGCACCAUCCCAUCAAAUAGUAAAGCGUUGUACGAAAGACUUAUUGUGGAUAGGUUGUCGUCGUUUGCGACGACUCCCAAAGAUUUUUGGUUUGACUAGAAUUCUCUCGUUGCUGUUCAUUAAUCUUGUAGAAUGUAAAACUUGUUUCGUACUUUGAGAAAUUGAAAUACAGUUGUGCUAGUUAUAAAGAUGGGACGUUUUCUGAAUUUGAUACUAUGCCAAACCCUUCUUUCAUUUCUUAUCUGUCUUGACUCAACUCAGGCCACUUUUGAUCCACAAAGCUAUAGAGGACAGAUUCUAAGCUUAUCACAACAAGACAAAGACUGGUUAAUAACCAUUAGAAGACAAAUCCAUGAGAACCCAGAACUUAGAUUUGAAGAAUACAACACCAGUGCUCUUAUCAGAAGUGAACUUGAUAAACUUGGCAUUUCUUACACAUACCCAGUUGCCACAACUGGGAUUGUUGCUCAAAUUGGCUCUGGUUCUCCUCCGGUUGUUGCUCUUCGUGCUGACAUGGAUGCACUUCCCUUGCAAGAACUUGUGGAGUGGGAGCAUAAGAGUAAGGUAGAUGGAAAAAUGCAUGGAUGUGGCCAUGAUGCACAUACUGCUAUGCUUCUUGGUGCUGCUAAGUUGCUUAAUGAAAGGAAACAUAUGCUUAAGGGAACUGUGAGACUUCUUUUCCAGCCAGCGGAGGAGGCAGGUGCUGGUGCAUCACAUAUGAUAAAAGAAGGUGCCCUUGGUGAUGCUGAAGCCAUAUUUGGAAUGCACAUUGAUUACACAAAACCCACUGGAACCAUAGCAUCCUUGCCUGGGCCAGUCUUAGCUGCUGUGUCCUUCUUUCAAGUAAAAAUAGAAGGCAAAGGUGGGCAUGCUGCAGGACCCCAUAAUGCCGUGGAUCCACUUCUUGCAGCAUCAUUUGCAAUUUUAGCACUGCAGCAGCUCAUCUCGAGAGAACUUGAUCCCCUCCAUAGUCAGGUUUUAUCCAUCACUUAUGUCAGAGGGGGUACUGCCUUGAAUGUAAUUCCAUCAUAUUUUGAAUUUGGUGGCACUUUGAGGAGUCUUACAACCGAGGGCUUGCAUCAACUCCAGCAGAGGUUGCAAGAGGUUGUUGAAGGCCAGGCAGCUGUACAUAGAUGUCGUGCGUACAUAGACAUAAACGUAGAAGGUUUUCCCUUCUAUCCUGCUACUGUGAAUGAUGAGAAAUUGAAUUUGCAUGUUGAGAGGGUCAGUGGACUUAUUUUUGGCCCUGAGAAUGUCAAGAUGGGCGAGAAGGUGAUGGCGGGGGAGGACUUUGCCUUCUAUCAAGAAGUGAUUCCUGGAGUCAUGCUCAGCAUUGGAAUUAGGAAUGAAAACGUGGGUUCAAUUCACUCCCCUCACUCACCUUAUUUCUUUCUUGACGAGGAUGUUCUUCCAAUUGGGGCAGCAUUGCACACUGCCCUGGCAGAGAUUUAUCUGAAUGAGCAUCAACAAUCUGCUGCACAGGCAAGUCCCAACCUGCAUUCUCUUCCUUCUCAGCACAGGAGUUGAGGCCAUGCAAGCUGAACACUGGUGAGUUUAAGAAUCUUUUGGCUGGUGGAAAUACUCCACUUCUAUGAGCUGUUACCAUUUCUAAGAAUUCAAAAUGCACAAAUGAUGUCUUUACUGCUCCGCGGAAGCAAUGUGCAUGAACCCAGUAAUAAUCAUUAUACUCACACAGGCAGAUAUAGAAACCUGCUGUAACAUCUUCUAAACAUACAAGGGGACGAUGAUAUGGAAUGGUCACAUGUAAGAUAAGUGGAGAUCCAUAUCAUUGCAGUACAAGAUACAUCAAGUAGGGCAGCAUACAAAUGAGCAACAUUUGAUUCCAAACACUAAUGAAGAUUUCAUGGCAUAUAAUAUAACAAAGGAUUGCUGCGGGCCUCCUUCCACUUCACAA
This is a messenger RNA of Populus nigra (black poplar), 1935 nucleotides long. Its product is annotated as IAA-amino acid hydrolase ILR1-like 5. The transcript has 6 exons. Gene Ontology annotation, biological process: auxin metabolic process. The record is from RefSeq and is a predicted model, not a curated record. The coding region runs from base 210 to 1547 and encodes 445 amino acids. NCBI's taxonomy places the organism in Eukaryota, Viridiplantae, Streptophyta, Magnoliopsida, Malpighiales, Salicaceae. Gene Ontology annotation, cellular component: endoplasmic reticulum. Gene Ontology annotation, molecular function: IAA-Ala conjugate hydrolase activity.